Messenger RNA from Alexandromys fortis (reed vole), 5636 nucleotides. RefSeq names its product fibronectin type III domain containing protein 3C1-like. The transcript has 22 exons. The record is from RefSeq and is a predicted model, not a curated record. NCBI's taxonomy places the organism in Eukaryota, Metazoa, Chordata, Mammalia, Rodentia, Cricetidae. Bases 181 to 3954 code for a protein of 1257 amino acids. Gene Ontology annotation, molecular function: acid phosphatase activity; protein binding; metal ion binding.
UGAGUGUAUCUGGAGUGGAAACCAGGUGACCAUGAGAUCAUCUUUGAAUGCAGCAUAAAAAGGUUGGGAGAGGCGCACAACGCUGGAGACCUGUAGCAGGAAGUAGUCUCUGAGACUUCAGACUGCAAGAAAGGGUCUCUCAGUCUUACGAACCGGUAUCGAGUUCACGACAGUUCUACUAUGUCAUACAGUAGAAUGUUGUCGGAAGACGAGAAUACUUGGGAGGAGAAAGAGGGAGAAUGGGAGCAAGAGAGAGGAGAGAAGACAGAACAGGAACAGAGUGCUCUUGAAGAACUUUUCCCAAGUGGUAGGAGCCAUCCCCAAAUCUCCGUGGAGAACAAUCCAGGACCAGAAGACAUACCCAUGAUAGCUCCAAACAGUAAUUUGCAACCAAUAUACCUUCCUCCUGGUUACACAUCUCAGGUGGAGGAAGAAAUUGUGCCUCAGACACUUGACUACCACAUGCCCCUGACUGUUCCUGCUCAGCAGCUCUCACCCUUCAUAGCGCCGCCACCGCUGACAUUCCCUCAGGCCUCUCAGCUUAUGUAUCCCCCAGUUCACGGGGAAUUCCCAAUACCUUACUCCCAAGAAGCCUCUCAGCUUAUGUAUCCCCCAGUUCACGGGGAAUUCCCAAUACCUUACUUCCAAGAAGCUGCUCCGCAGCAGAUGCCACCACCUCCAGCACUACCACCACCACCGCUGCGACCACCACCAGCAACAUUUAUAUACCAGGAGCAUCAUGAAACCUAUACUCAUGGAAGAGUAAAUCAUAACCAGUUUCAUGAGAGGACUGUUAAAAUUGGAGAAUAUUCAAAGAAGAAAAUGAGAGAUCAUCAAUUUGGUGAACAGAAGACUAGCUCCAUGUUUAAUGACACUUCUUUGCUUCUGAACAAAGUCAUUGACAUGUCUGGUACUUUUAGUCCUCUUUGUCCUUACACUGUGGUGGAUUCUUCUCCAGGAAUUCACAUUAAUAACAAUACUUCAAGCACUUGCUCUCUGAAUACUGUCUUAAGCACUUGCACCAUUGACAAUACUCCAAAAACCUACAUUGCCAACACUCUUCCAGACAUUAACACUACUGACACAAUCACUAGUCCCUCUGAACAUACCCCUAGCACUUCUACCUCAAUCGCUACUCUUUGCUCUGACAUCAUUAGUAGUGCUCCAGGUCCUUCCAGAAUUGCUCAUGAUCCAGUCACCUCUGAUGAAACUCAAAAGUCAUCAAAUACCGAGAGUACUCCAAGCUAUAUUUCUGAGAGUGAUCCCAACAUUUUCAUCUCUGAAAACACUCAUAUCCCCUCUUCAAUUAAUAAUGUGUUCAGACCUUCUGGUGCUGCCAGCAUUUCCAAUAAUACCAGGGCUAAUACUGAAGAUAAUCAUGGAACGAGAGAGAAUAAUGUGGAAGGUGAAGACAAUAAGCAGAUAUCAGAUGAAAAACAAAGGAAGAAUCAGUCGACAAAUGCAGUACUAAAAGAAAAUAAUACAGAAUACAGAGCACAGCCCUGCUGUUCCAACCUUGAAAAGCCUGUGAUUUCUAAUAUCCAAACAAGAUCUGCUACUGUUUCAUGGAAUCUGAACAGUACUGAAAAAUGUGAUCAUAUUAAUUCUCCUGUGACAUUUGAACUGGCACUAUCUAGCAAUGGUAAAAAUGAAGUCUACAAAAGCAUGUAUAAUGGUAAUGAAGUUACAGUGGAUCUACAUGAUCUCCAGCCCUGCACAGUCUACUUUUUAAGAGUUACAACCAUAAGAGACACAGAGCACAGAAAUGUGUCUGAAGUGGUGAGUUUCACAACUCGUGGCUGUGAACCGGACCCUCCACUUGCACCCAAACUAAUUAGCAGAACCAUGAACAGCCUGAACCUGCAGUGGAAAGAUUCCAAAGAUAAUGGAUCCAAAAUAAGCAGCUUUCUUUUGGAAUGGGAUGAGGGUAAAGGUGAAGAGUUCAAAAUUUGCUACAGUGGUCCCAUGAAACAGCACAAGAUAUUUAAACUGGCCGCUUCUACGAAGUAUGCAUUCAGAUUAGCUGCCAAAAAUCACUUCGGCUCCAGUAAUUACAGUGAAAUAGCCGUCUUCUACACAUCAGGAAACACACCUCCGGCACCGCUGCCUCCUAAGUUGAAAGAAGCAGGAGUCUAUUGUUUGUGGCUGGAAUGGUGUGCCCCAACAAACCCAAACCCAAAUGACACUCUUACUUAUGUCCUCGAGAUGGAGGAACCAAGAUCUGGAUUCGGUUUUAAACCUAAAUACAGUGGAGAAGAUCUCUCUUGCAUUGUAAAAAAUCUUCAGAGAAAUACUACAUACACGUUUCGGAUUUUUGCCUGCAAUCUGGAAGGAAGAAGCAACCCCAGCAGAGAAGUAAAAUAUUCUACUCGUCCAGCCAAUCUUGAAUACCCAAAGAAACCAUAUGUAGUGGGAGAAAUUCAAGCACACCAAGUAAAAAUUGGAUGGGACUCCCCCAAAGACAAUGGUGGAAUGCACAUUUCAAGUUACAGUUUAGAAGUCAGUGAAAAUUCAGAUGGUGCAAAUCUCUGGAAGGUAAUCUACAAUGGCACUCUUCAGGAAUUUACGUACGAUGGCCUCCUACCAGGCACCACAUAUAAACUGAGAGUCUUUUGCACUUCACCUGUAGGCAAAAGCCAGCCUUCUGACAUAUUGACAAUUCAGACACCCACUCUACCUCCUGCGUCUUGUAGCCCACUGCCCUCAAACAGUAAAACCAAGUGCAAGGACACCAAGCUUCUCCUUGACAAUCAUUCCGUUAAUGGGAACUUGGAAACAGUUGUGCGUGGCAAAAAAGCAAAAGGUCCCUGGAAUGACAGAAAGGAGUAUCCAGGCUCUGUAAAGAAAUGUACAGCUGUCAAUAUAGUUGGGGUUGGAAUGUUUGGAGGAACUGGAAAAGUAACUACACCGGGAACUGUACCCGCCAAAGUCCCAAUGUUACAAGAAGUUGAAGACAAAGUUCCUGCCGAACUAUCUUCAUCUUGCAUAGCUAUCCGAUGGGAGGAGCCUGACUGCCGUGGCUCUCCCAUCACUGGAUAUAACAUCGAGUAUGGAGAUAAAAAAAUCCUGACUGUUGAUAGAGUAACAGAGUAUGUUCUGAAAAACCUACAGCCUAAUACUACAUACAGAAUCAGAAUUCAAGCUAUUAAUCAUUACGGACUAAGUCCUUUUAGCCCAUCAAUAAGAAGCAAAACCAAACCAAUACUACCCGCGCCUCCACAGCUUGAUUGUGUGGUCCAAGGACACCAGAGUCUCAGACUCAAAUGGGGGAAUGCAUCACGGAAAAAAUCACAUGCUAAAAAAGUUAUGAGCUACAAAUUACUAAUGGAGGAUCAACCUGGCAGAUUUUCUGUCAUUUACCAUGGGCCUGAUCUGACUCACAAAGUGCAAAAAUUGAGUGAAUAUACACAAUACAAGUUUAAAAUCCAGGCAUGUAAUGAAGCUGGUGAGGGACCACAGUCUGAUGUCUACACUUUCACUACAACAAAAACCCCACCUGGUGCACUUAAAGCCCCUAAAUUACAUCCACUGAAUAGCAACAUUUGUGAAAUCAAAUGGGAUUCCAUGGAGCCAAUUAAAGGUGAUCCCAUUGUUUACUCUCUUCAGGUCUUCACUGGGAAUAAAGUUGAACAGAUUUACAAAGGACCAAAUACCACCUUUUCCUUUUCCAACUAUCUUUCAAAUUCAAAAUAUUGCUUCAAAGUCUGUGCCGGACGCCAAUAUGAAAAUUCUGAUGGCACGCAAGAGGUAUGGGGGCCAUAUAGCUCCAGCUCACUUUUGUCAACUUAUAAGCUUCAGUCCGGGUGUGGCAAAGGCAGUGGACGGAAAAGAAGAAGCAAGCAUAAUAACAAGAUAGAAAUGAGUGACGGUACCUUUGUUCUAUUCCUUCUGACUGGAUUUGCACUUAUUGCCAUUUUGUGUGCUGUUGCAAUUCAGUACUUCCUGAUCAACUAGUCUGUUCUUUUAGAAAUUAGGAAAACACACUACAUCAAAUUUAGAAAACCUUAGAUACAUCUUCACUCAUACUUAAAAAAUAAAGCUUAUUGAGAGAAACUAGUAAGAGAUUUAAAAAAAAAACUCUGCUCACUAUUUAAGAACUUUUAAUGUGACAGUAAAAGAGAAUUUUUAGGAAAACUGAUGUACCUUGAAUUCCAUCAUUUUGUCAAAAAAAUUUACAUUGUUGUGCAAAACUACAAACUUUUGUUAAACUAUUUCCUGCCUUAAAUUUUCAAGCCAAUCUUUUCCAAAAAUUUUGAGACUAUGAGGUAACAUCAUUGUUCUAGAAUGUCAUUUGGAAGAAAACACUAAAAUCACUUCUACUUGUCCAGUUAAAUAUCCAUAUGAAGAAAUAAAAAGUACCUACCAAACUUUGUGCUAUCAUUUGUUCAAAAAAUGUAUUCAGCAAUUGGUUUCUACCCUGAUAGUUUGAGUACUAGCUGGAGUUCUCUAAAGAACAGAACUGAUAGAGUGAACACAUAUACUAAUGACGGAUGCAUUCAUUAGAUUGCCUGACUGUAUAGACGGCCUCCAAAUAGUCCACCAAUGGCCGUCUCAUGACAGAAAGGCCAAGAAUCACUAGCUGUUUCACUCACGAGGCUGGAUGUCUUUGCAGUCCCAGUCUGGUGCUGGAGCCCAGAUGAUUCCUGGAGAGCUGCUGCUUUUUAGACUACAUUAGAAUCCUGAAGAAGUUAGAUUUAAUACUGGGCAUAGCAAUAGGAUAGAAAAACUUGCCAUGGAGAGUGAGGGAAAGCAGGCAAAAAGAAAUGUUUCUUCUUCUGUGUCCUUUGAUAUGGCCUACCGCCAGAAGGUGUGGCCCUGAUUUAUGGUGGGUCUUUCUGCUUCAAAUAAUCUAAUUAAGAAAAUCACUGAAAGAAAGAAAGAAAGAAAGAAAGAAAGAAAGAAAGAAAGAAAGAAAGAAAGAAAGAAAGAAAGAAAGAAAAUCACUCACAGGAGUUCCCAGAAGUGUGAAUUUAGUUGAGUCUUCAUGUAGUCAGGUUGACAACCAAGAUUAGCCAUCAUGCUUUCAAAGUGAGGAAAUAGUACUUUGUAGCUCUUUGCUAUAAUAGGAAAUUAGGGAAAAUGGAAAUGACGUAAAGAACUAGUCAAUACCACUGUAAGCUCCUUAAAAUACACCCCAUUCAUUGGUAUUGUCAAACAUUGUAUAUAUACACAAUCGUCUGUAUUCACAUAUACACAGCAUACUAUAACAUUGUAUACAUACACAAUCAUCUAUAUGCACGUGUACACAGCAAAUCAUAGUUGUUUUCUUUCACAAUAGGUGGAGUCACAUCCAUUUCUAGUUACACAUGAAGCAUCACACCUCAGUUCCCACAGUUCAUGCUCUGGGGGUUUUUCUCAAAAUCUGUCAAGAAACUUAAUAUGCUCACUGUCUUAGUUGGGGUUUCUAUAGCUUUGAAGAGAUGUCAUAACCACAGCAACUCUUAUAAAGGAAAACAUUUAAUUAUGGUGGUGGCUUAGAGUUCAGAGGUUCAGUUCAUUAUUAACAUGGUGGGACGAGGCAGCAUGCAAGAGGACAUGGUGUUGAAGAAGAGGCUGAGAGUCAGUGCAUCUUGAUCCAAAGGCAAGUGGAAGUGAACCAAGACUGGGAGUGGCUAAAGCAUAUAUGAGAUCUCAAA